This is a messenger RNA of Setaria italica (foxtail millet), 744 nucleotides long. RefSeq lists its product as uncharacterized. The transcript is spliced from 4 exons. The coding region runs from base 166 to 450 and encodes 94 amino acids. The record is from RefSeq and is a predicted model, not a curated record. Lineage: Eukaryota; Viridiplantae; Streptophyta; Magnoliopsida; Poales; Poaceae.
UUCGUCGGCUUCCAUCGCCUCUGCGACUCGAGCAGUGGGGGAAGAAGGGAAGCAGCCGUCGUCUCUUCCCGGGACCGGACGCACGCAGCGCGCAGCGGGGUAGGAGGCGAGGUCGAUCGCGAGGAGGAGAGAGGGGGCGAAGAGAAGAGCGGGACGAGGGGGAAGAUGAGUGAGGAGAGGCCGGUGCCGCGGAGGGAGAGCCCGUGGGGUUUGCCGGAGGGCGACACGCGGCAGCCCAAGGCGCAUCGCUGCAACGACCGCGCCGAGGACGUCGUCCAGGCUGUCUUUGAAGGGAAUCCAUUUAAGACAGUUCCAGGUCCAUUCAAGCUCUUCUUGCAAUGCAUGCGAUCGAAACCUGGGGAGGAACCAACCGAGCCCUAUACUUACCUGCAGUUGGAUCCUCCGAGAAGAGUGGAAGUCAAUGUGGAGCAAACGGCAUCUGAAUCUUGAAGAAGCGUGUGCCUAGUUUAUCUCAUAGAUAUUUCCCUUCACCUUUCAAGCAGCAUUUUCCUCCUUGGGAUCAUACCAUACGAGCAAAAAGCAGCUUUCUAUUUGGAUGUGUUUUACAAUCUAAUAAAAUCUGAUCUCCAGAGCUGCCUUUCCAGGCGGCGAACUCCUUGAAAUCGCUGUUUGUUAUGUAAGAACGGUGCUUUCUGGUAUACUGAAAUGUGACGUGUAGCACUUCAAGUCACAGUUGCCUUCGGCAUUCAGAGUAGAAGGCAUUGCUCAGUUCUCAUGUUCUCA